UUGCGAUUCUAAGUGUAGCUCGUGUUAUUAUCUCGGUGCGGGGGCUAGGCGAUCGUAUCGGCGGGUAUGAGCUAACAGCCUAUAAAACUCAGUCGGCUUUUUGAUGCCGGUCGGUGUACUAGUGUUCGCGCGUCUAAGCAUGAAAUUAUAAUGGCCGGCAGGAUGCUAAAGUUCAUACGCGGCAAGGGCCAGCAGCCCUCUGCUGAGAGGCAGAAACUUCAGAAUGAACUGUUUGCCUUCCGCAAGACAGUACAACACGGCUUUCCUCACAGAGCAUCAGCGCUAGCAUGGGACCCCCUCCUCAGGGUGGUAGCGCUUGGCACAGCCACCGGCGCCCUGAAGGUCUACGGAAGACCAGGCGUCGAGCUCUACGGACAGCACACAAACUCAGACUCCAGCGUCACACAGAUACACUUUAUUCCUGGCACAGGCCGACUAGUAUCACUAUCAGACGACAACAGCCUCCACUUAUGGGAGAUAAACGAGAAAUCCUUAGUGGAGCUGAAGACAUACCUAUUCGAAGGCAAGAAUAAAAAAAUCUCGUCUCUAUGCGUCGAGUCUACGGGGAAGCACCUGUUGAUCGGUACUGAGGGGGGGAACAUAUACAACCUGGACCUUAACACGUUCGCCGUCACCGAAGAUGUGAUAUAUCAGGAUGUUGUUAUGCAGAAUUGUCCAGAAGACUUCAAAGUGAACCCUGGCGCAGUGGAAGCUCUCUGCGAGCACCCGAAGGUCCCGUCGCGACUGCUUAUAGGCUACAACCGAGGCCUCGUCGUGUUAUGGGACAGGGUCGCCGCGGCACCAACGCACACAUUCGUCUCCAACCAGCAGCUGGAGAGCUUGUGUUGGAAUGAUGAAGGCGAGCACUUCACAUCGUCCCACAACGACGGGUCCUACGUAACAUGGGAGGUGGCCGGAGCCAACAGUGACCGGCCUCUGAAGGAACCCAUCACGCCUUACGGACCCUACCCCUGCAAGGCCAUCAACAAGAUCCUCAACAGGACCAGCGUUGAUGGCGAUGAGAUCACUAUUUAUGCAGGUGGUAUGCCACGAGCUUCAUACUCCGACAAAUACACAGUCACAGUACAACAGGGCGAGAAACACGUUGCAUUCGAUUUUACUAGCCGAGUAAUCGAUUUCUUCACAACGACCCCGGUGCCGCCCGACGGUGUGCCGCUACAGGAGGACCGGCCCGACACUCCCGCGCAGAUGCAGUUGCAAACUGUCAACCAAGUUGCCGCUGCUUUGGUUGUAUUAGCAGAAGAAGAACUUGUAGUAAUAGACCUAUGCGACGAUCGCUGGCGUCCUCUCCGCCUACCGUACCUGGUCUCCAUCCACGCGUCCGCCGUCACCACCGCGCAGUUGGUCGACAAUGUUGCGUCCAACGUCUACGAGAAUAUCGUCGCUGCUGGUCAACAGCAAAGCGAGAAUGUCUACUCGGAAAGCGCGUGGCCGAUCUCCGGCGGCGUCGCGGAGACUCCCGAGCAGGCGGAGCGACAACUGCUACUCACGGGCCACGAAGACGGCUCUGUACGGUUCUGGGACGUUAGCGGAGUCGCCAUGACUCCUCUCUACAAAUAUACUACAGCGCAACUGUUCAGUGGUGAAGAAAUAGGCGAGAACAACGACAGUCAGACCGACGAAGAGGAAUGGCCUCCUUUCAGACGAGUGGGAACCUUCGACCCCUAUAGUGACGAUCCACGACUUGCUGUCAAACGGGUAAUCCUAUGCCCACUUUCCGGAAUGCUGACAAUCGGUGGUGCCGCUGGUCACAUUGUUAUCGCGAGCCUCAAGACGUCAUCAAACACUGCUGAAGUUAAGUCUGUGACAGUGAACAUCGUAUCAGAUCGCGACGGCUUUGUGUGGAAGGGACACGAUCAGCUCACUUUAAGAUCAGGAUCACUAACAUUCCCACAAGGAUAUCAGGCGAGCUCAGUGGUGCAGCUGGUCCCCCCGGCGGCGGUGACGGCGCUGGCGGCGCAGUGGGAGUGGGGCGUGGUGUGCGGCGGCACGGCGCACGGGCUGGCGCUGCUGGACGCGCUGGCCUGCCGCCCGCUGCUGCACAAGUGCACGCUCAACCCGCACGAUCAUUCCGGUGCUGGCGACACGCCAAUUUCAAGAAGAAAGUCGUUCAAGAAGUCCCUGAGGGAGUCGUUCAGAAGACUGCGGAAAGGAAGGUCACAGCGGCGACAGACUACCACGUCGAGCCCCACUUCACCCACACAACCAAUCCCGAAAAAGCCCACAGACAAGGCGGCAUCAGACACGGACGCAGAAUUAAAGCCCGUAGAGCGGGCGAUUGAAGCGAGGCCUACAGAUGACGGGUUCGGCUCUAUGGUGCGCUGUCUAUACUUCGCUAGGACAUUCCUUAUUAACACACAAAACUCAACACCAACCCUAUGGGCGGGCACAAACAACGGCACAGUUUACGCGUUCACGAUAACCGUCCCCAACACGAACAAGAGGAAAGACGAGCCCGUCACCUGCCAGCUCGCCAAGGAGAUACAGCUCAAGCACCGCGCCCCCGUCAUCGGCAUCACCGUGCUCGACGGAGCUGCCGUGCCGCUGCCUGAGCCGCUAGAGGUUGAGCGCGGCGUGUCCCCGCUGCCGGAGAGCGGCACGCACCGCGUGGUGAUCACGUCGGAGGAGCAGUUCAAGGUGUUCACGCUGCCCUCGCUCAAGCCGCACAACAAGUACAAGCUCACCGCGCACGAGGGCGCCAGGGUCCGUCGCACAGCGUUCGCGUGGUUCGAGUGCCCCGGGGCCGCGGGCGGGCUGCACCGCGAGUGGUGCCUGCUGUGCCUCACCAACCUGGGCGACUGCCUCGUGCUCAGCCCCGAGCUGCGCCGCCAGCUCAACGCCGCCGCCGUGCGCAAGGAGGACAUCAAUGGCAUUUCAAGUUUAUGCUUCUCGAAACGAGGCGAAGCUCUCUACUUGCAUUCUUCGUCAGAAUUACAACGGAUCACUUUGUCUGCUACUAAGGUGACGAUAGCACAGUGCCACAUAAUUCUGUCGCCGUGGGCGGCCGCGCUGCGUGGUGCAGUAGAAGAACCGCCGCUAACGAAUGGCGAACACAAGGAGGAGUCAUCAGAAGCGCCUCACGACGUGACAGCGGCGUCGGCCGACAUCACGGUAGACUCCGUACGCGACCACACGCAGGCGCCGACCGACAACCAGGCCGCGCCCGAACUUAAUAUUAACUUACAGAACUCGCAAGUAAACACAUCGUCUAUGGUGGUGAAGACCACCACGCGCACCACGGUCAGCGAUACCAACGGUGAUGGUACUACCACCACCACCACUACCAACAGCACCAGUGAGAACAUCCUAGAGCACAGUCGCGAGGAAGGAGUCAUCACGCGCAUCGAGACGGGCACAGUGACGGUCCCGGCCGGCACCGACCCCAAGCUGAUCCUCGAGAUGUUUGACCGCCAGCGCUCGCCGCUCGCCGUGCCCGUGCCGCCGCAGCCCGCCGCCGCCGAGACCAACUAACCGCGCACAACACCCAACUAUGCACUACGCUGCCGGCCCCCAUACCGGCUCUAUAUUCCGCCACUUGUCUAUUCCAACCGUAUCGUUCAACCGGUAUUCAAACCACCGACCCCAGACGAAAUACCGGCGUUUUUUAUCAUUUGACAAAAAUUGUAUUAAGAGUGACAACGUUUAGUUUUUAAUACAACUAGUAUAAUUUGUAAACGUAUUUAUAGCGAUAAAUUUCCUUCUAUGCCUAGACAGCUAAAGGUACUGCCAUGAAAUCAUUUCUCCUUAUUAACGAAAGUCAAUUCGGUUAAUCUAGGUAUUCGAAAACUAUCCAAUUAGGAGCAUUUCUUGUACAUUUAUGUAUUAUGUAAUUCCUUCGUGUUUUUAAGGUCUAUUUGCAUUUUAUUAUGUUAACUAUAAUAUUAUUUACUAUCGGUUUAUGUGGCUUGCAUGUUUAUAUUAUGGCGACUACUUUGGAUGUAAUUUUCUUUGCAAUGUUGUGUAUUAUUUAGUUAAAAAUAUAUAAAUAGAUGCUUAAUCUGUACUUAACAGUAUCACGAGAAUUUUCUAUUAAAUGAGAUUAUGUUAACUACAUUAUUUAAUUGUUCUUAGUUCUAUUUUUAACAUGGCAACCCGAGGUAAUGCUUGCAAGCUUCAGUAUGUGAACACAGAGCUUCGUCGCGUAGGCAUCCAGGCGACCAAUCCAUAACAAAAUGUAACGAGUAUGUUUAUGUUAGUACAAAAUCCGGAACGCCAUAGCAACGUUUGUUGUAACCAGCAAUACUACAAUAUAAUUGUGGAUUGUUUUAAGUAAUUUAUAGUUAAGAGAACAAUGUGAAAUUAAUAUUCUAAUUUAGCUCGUUAAGUUAGUAUUUCGAACAUUCGGAGUGAAUGUGAUGUGCCUAUUUAUUUCUUUUUUAUUAUAAUAAAGAUUGUAUCUAGGUGAUAGCAUUAGAAACAUUUGACAAUUAGUAACGACUAGAUUAUAUUUUAUUAUGAAUAGCAUUUAGAUUUUCCACAGCAAGUUGGAGUGAACAUUUUUAUUGCCAAUUUUAUAUUAAUAUUAUAGACAAAUUGUUGUAUUACCUUGCAGUGUUUCACUUAAAUUGAAAUGUAUAUUCAGUAAAUAUUAAUUUUAAUAAAUUAUAAUGUUGUACGAAUGAAAAGUUUUAUGCAAUAUUUUUUUAGCUUUUUAAUCCUUUUAUUUUUUAACCAGUUUGCAAUUUUAUUUUGUACCUUAAUUGGAAUAUUCUGUUAUGUUUUAAAAAUCAAUGGCAGCUAGUUAUAUCGGAACAUGUUUGAGCACAUCUUACUACACAUCACAAUUGUGAUCUAAGGGGAUUGAUUAUUGUUUUAGACAUAUAUUUUAUUCAUAGAUAUAAGUUAAUGUGCCUGUCUUUUGUUGGUAAAUUGGGCCUCUUUCGGGCCGUAUCAACAACCAUAGUAACAUUUACUGUAGGAAGCGUCAAGGGUACUCAUAUGGCGUCCAAAAUGCUUCUAUUUAUAGUAUAUACAAUUUUUCUCCUUAUACUGUGGCAUUUUAAUAAACAUUUGAUACGAAAUUAGCAAUUUGUAUCCAACAUUCUUACAAGAAAUAAAAGCUAAGACUAUAUGAAA
This is a messenger RNA of Helicoverpa armigera (cotton bollworm), 5097 nucleotides long. Its product is annotated as lethal(2) giant larvae protein. The transcript is spliced from 25 exons. Lineage: Eukaryota; Metazoa; Arthropoda; Insecta; Lepidoptera; Noctuidae. Gene Ontology annotation, cellular component: cytoplasm; plasma membrane; cortical actin cytoskeleton. Bases 151 to 3492 code for a protein of 1113 amino acids. Gene Ontology annotation, molecular function: GTPase activator activity; syntaxin binding; myosin II binding. The record is from RefSeq and is a predicted model, not a curated record. Gene Ontology annotation, biological process: regulation of Notch signaling pathway; establishment of spindle orientation; cortical actin cytoskeleton organization.